UUUCAAUAUUUUUACAUUUUGCUGACACCACAUGACUCGACGCUUUUAUUCUGGUCGCCAUUGCCAUAUAACAUGCCCUAAUCGUAUGACGUACUUUGGAGGCGGGUAAUGUUUAGACGAGCCCUAACGAUCGAGCCCAGGACAACGAGGGCUAGAAGGCCGGCGCCACUACAACCAGCCAAUCACGCAUCAGUCCGCGUCACCUGUCCUCCAGCCUGUCGCAACGUUUCCCAUUGGGUUAUUUUUUAUUUACAACAAAAUUUGGCCCUGCAUCCACUUGAUUGUGAGGCUAAGUUGGUCCCUAACGAGGAACGUUGUUUACUAAAAAUAUCGCCUAGUCCUUCAUUUUUCAAUACUGUGAACCCCAGUCAACACAAGCUCGUAACUUAUCCAAGAUUGCAAUAUUUAUUUCCUGAAACGGCGCCAGGACAUCGGCCGCCACGACAGCAGAGCGGAUGCGCCAGGCUCAGACGCAUUUAGGUUGAACUGUACUCAGCAGAUGUCUCUAGCCAGAAAGCGGUAAAGGCAGACGCUAUUUACGGCGCAUGACAGUUCAUUCUUCCCCGUUUUUUUGAGGUGCCACGAGCUCUCAGAAUUAACUAAAGAUCCCUUUUAAGGGAGUUUUGGCAGGCUAUCGGAUCCAUGAAAGAAUGUAGGCGGCAGAGUCGCCAAGGGCAAUACAGCACACGAGCUACAACCACAGUCUACGUUACUACAUUCGGUCGUAAACGUAUACACUUCAUACUCUUUUUUCUUUUUUGAAAAGAAAGACUUAUCUUGGUAAGGGAGGAGCCUGACGGUCCCGCCUUCACGAUCCCCCUGUCUCCACAUGUUCUCCCCUCUCGUACGAGUCUCCACCGGCUUCUAACACAGACACACUUGCCCGGUUUUGGUGUGUUGCUGUUGCACUGUUUCCACUUUAAAACUGUAAAGACAUUCGAAAGUUUCAACCAGUGAUCCUUCUCUACUCGUGAAAGCAAUACAUCACUAUCAAAAUACUCGUGGAUAAACCUCGAAAACAAAGCAACAGGACCAUGCGCACCAAAUCCAUUCGCUGCCCAUUAACGGGUUCAAGACGAGCGCGCCAAGCAGUUGCGGAUACUCGAUCUGUCGAUAUCGAAACGUCAGUCAAGACCAUAACCAAAGACGUUGUCGUCAUCGGUAACGGACCUUCAGCUAUUACUCUGUCUUAUCUCUUGUCCGGCCAUUGGCCCUAUUAUAAGGGCAUGGACGAGAUGGGGCAUCCACCAGACUUUCUUCACUACAGAUUGGAAUCGAAACCCAACUGCCCGUUGGUUCUUCAAGAUCUGAAAGAAUUAUCAGAAGGACUGGAAGGGCGGUCGAGCAAUCCGGUUGCUCUUUUAUACGACAUUCUGAAUCACCCAGAUGCAGACACAGGUCAAGAUCUACCAUCACUUCUUGCAUGGAAGAACCAUCCCGAGCAUGCUCUCGAUCACGUGGUUCUUGGCAGAGGUCCCCCGGGGGGAUCGUGGCAGGCAAUGGAGGGAGACGUUUUGACCAUCAGCAGAGGAACGUGGAUGGAACUGGCUAACUUGAGCUUUCGAGAAUGGGAAGAAAGUGUUUGCGAUCGGCAACUUGGGAGUCGUCAGAAACGAGCCUCGGUUAAGAACGUGGCUCGAUAUUAUCACGAUUACGUUGAUAUCAAAGGAUUGCGCCCCUACUUCCGUGACUCAGCGGAAGUCACUUCGGUUCGUCGUGUCGAUCAAUUUAAAAACGCCUCAAACGAGAACAAUGAUUGUGGACUUUGGCAAGUGACGGGACACAUCCGGAAAGCUGAAGGACUGGAAGAUUUUCAAUAUUUGACUCCAAACGUGGUCUUAGCCAUUGGUGGUUCUGAUUGCCCUAAUCGUAUGAACGUGGCCGGUGAAAAUCUGCCCUUUGUCGUCAAAUCCUUACAAGCGAUGGAACAACUUAUUUCCAGUCAGCAAUUGAACAGUCGGAGUGAACCGGUUCUCAUUGUUGGGGCUGGCUUGUCUGCAGCGGAUGCUAUAAUUGCCGCACACUUUCAUGGAAUUCCCAUCAUUCACGCGUUUCGACGCAAGGCUACCGAUCCUAGCCUUAUCUUUGGCCAGCUUCCUUCCAACAUGUACCCUGAGUACCACAAGGUCUAUCAGAUGAUGAAAGACAACGGAAUGACUUACUCAGGAUACACACCGAUGGAGCAGAGCCAAGUGGUGCGUAUUCAAAAUGAUGGAAAAGUCUGUCUGCAAGGACCAGAGUGCUCCACUCGAAUCAAAGUUUCUUACGUCGUGGUAUUAAUAGGCUCUCGACCUAGUUUAAGUUUCCUUGAAAAUAAAGGACGUGAUUUAACGGUCGACGUGACCAAACCUAUCUCAUGUCGUAAUAACCCGCUUGAUGUCGAUCUAUUCACGCUUGAAUCCACCAAGCAACCUGGAUUGUACGCUAUGGGGCCCUUGGUCUCAGAUAAUUUUGUCCGUUUCGCCCAAGGAGGCGCCUUAGCUAUCACGAGAGAUAUUCAUUUGAAAUCCUGUCCAUUGGAGAGUAAAGAAGAAGUGUCAAAUCCGCCCAUCCUUCAUGUCCCUCAAGAAUCCGUCAACUACCUUGAUUGCCCAGCGUGACGUUGAUCGUCAUUUAAUUGUUUUACCGGGGGUAUUAAAAGCGUUCCUAAUAUUGAACUUUCGCGAAUCAAAGGCGCUUUUAGUCCCCUCAGUUGUAUCAGCGGUUAUUGAUACAAUCUAUUGUAAAUAUCACGAAACACGGUUUUCAUCUUAGAGAAAUAAGUCCGAAUCACCACCCUAUUACACCUCCACUUCAACGAGUGCUCUACUAGUCUUCGUUGUGCCUUCUCCUCGCUCUAAACUUCGUUUUCUACUACUCUCAUUUUUUAAGAAGCUUUCGUUGAGAAAUUUGAAUAUCUAUUGUUGAUUUUCUUUAUGAAUUUACUGCUGAUAAGUAGAGCUUAUGUCUUAAAUGGCAUCGUUACGGUGCUAUACGUUACGCGUGUCCUUACUGAAAACAUUUCCAAAAGGAAUUUGAUUUUUUCCAGGACUAUAGCUUUAGGGGUGCGAAACAAGAGCGGUUUUAACGUUCUGUAAUUUGUUUUUGCAUGUCAAGACUAAGGACGACCAAUGUGUUUUUGGCCCUAGUUGGUGACGAGAGGGGUAGCUAAUAUUGCGACUGUAAUUGAAAAUGUACACUUCAUAUUAAAGUUACAACACCUUAGAGUAUAAUAAAUUCAAGUGUUUUGAACUUGUAAAACAUAUACUAUGCAGCAUUUAAACACGUACAUUUCCAGGAGUUCAAUACACACAUGGAAAACAUGAA
This is a messenger RNA of Daphnia pulicaria, 3306 nucleotides long. RefSeq names its product oxidative stress-induced growth inhibitor 1-like. Gene Ontology annotation, molecular function: oxidoreductase activity. Bases 1035 to 2600 code for a protein of 521 amino acids. The record is from RefSeq and is a predicted model, not a curated record. The transcript is spliced from 7 exons. NCBI's taxonomy places the organism in Eukaryota, Metazoa, Arthropoda, Branchiopoda, Diplostraca, Daphniidae.